CCGCCUUCGCCCGCUUCCGGUUGUCGUCGUCGCCGCUGCUGCCGCUGCUGCUGCUGCUGCUGCUGCUGCUGCUGAAGCUGCAGGCGGAGGCCGGAGGAUCGGGCGGCGGCGGCGGCGGCGGCUGAGAGGGCGGCGGCGGGAGCGAAGCGGGACGAAGGAGCUAGAGGAAGCCUGAGAGGAACGAGCGGAGCGCGCUCAGCUCCGCCUGCUGUCCCGCGCGCCUGAGGAUCCCGGAGUAGCCCGGGCCCCCAGCCGCCGCCGCCGCCGCCGCCGCCCCCCGCUUGCCUGCUCUCCUGCCUGCCCGCCGGACAAAGCCCGAGAGCCCGCGCCCAGAGCCAUGUCCUCGUCCGCCGGCAGCGGCCACCAGCCCAGCCAGAGCCGCGCCAUCCCCACCCGCACGGUUCCCAUCAGCGACGCCGCGCAGCUACCUCAUGACUAUUGCACCACGCCUGGGGGGACGCUCUUCUCCACCACACCGGGAGGAACCCGAAUCAUUUAUGAUCGGAAGUUCCUGUUGGAUCGUCGCAAUUCUCCCAUGGCUCAGACGCCACCCUGCCGUCUACCCAACAUCCCAGGAGUCACCAGCCCCGGCACCUUAAUCGAAGACUCCAAAGUAGAAGUAAACAAUUUGAACAACUUGAACAAUCAUGAUAGGAAGCAUGCAGUUGGAGAUGAUGCUCAGUUUGAGAUGGACAUCUAACUGUCCUGCAAGGAUCAGAAGAACAGCAGCAACACUGAUACCUGUGUAAACCUGAUGUGGCCCGUAGGAUCAACAACGAAAACACAGAGGAGGCGGUACCAGCGGUGCCCGUUGCAGUCUCCACCUCCUCUUCCUCUGGGUGCCAAAUGAUGCGAAGAUGAGCUUCAUCUGACCAUUUCCUCUCCCUGUUUCCUGUUCCCCUUCCCCAUUAGAUUAGAUGGAAGGCCCAUGGCAUGUUUAUGUAGAACUAAGCAGUCCACAAAGGAAAAGAGUUGAAUUCUGACUUCCCUAAGUCAUUUUCAUAUUGAGAAAUACACCACCCACCCCCCCAAAUUUUUUUAAUCCCAAAUCAAAUACCAACCUAUCAACAAAUGCCAGCAGGGAAGUCUGGGUUCAGCAUUGUUUGUGUUCUUACCCUGUGUCUCUCCUCCUUGUCUCCAGCCCACGGUUCAGUGCUACAAGAGUCUGGGUUUGGGGUCUUCAAAACAAGAGGGGGAAAAACAAGAAGAGAGAUACUGUCCCUCUUACCCUGAGGUGUUUGUCCUUGGGGCCAGCACAGGUUGAGCAGCUCUUGGUAGUACUACCCCGUGACUCUGUUCGGAGCUCUGCUUCCCCUCCACCUUCUGUCUUUGGUGUUACAGUUCAUCUUCCCACUCCUUUCCUUAGCACAGGUGUGCAAAAAAUUCUAAGCCCUCUGCAUGAGAAGGGGGUUGUCGAUAACCAGCUAUUCUUUCCUCUCCUUUCAUUCCCCCCUGCUUACAUCAUGUUGCUUGCCGUCCUGGUGUGCUCUGAGCAUCCAGGUGAUUUCACUGCUCCCAGAGCAGGUCCAUACCAAGUGACAGGCAUUUUGGAUAAGGCCUGAUCAAGUAUCCUGAAGAUGAUACUUAAAAAUGAUUUUGGAAGAGCAUUGACUCAUUUAAAUGACUAGUCUCAGUGGUCAUUUUUCAAUCCAAUGACUAUUGUAAUGCUUAUCUCAGGUUGUAGUUUUUUCUAUUUUGAGUUUAGGAAAGAACUAACCUUUUUUCCUUUGUGGACCUACUUUAUUUGGCUGCUGAAGUAGAUAAGCAUGGGCUUCAAAAUGUGUUCCUCCCCGUUUUCUUGCCUUUCCCAUUGUACUCCGAAUUUUUCCUUUCUUUUCCUUCCUCCCUGCCUCCUUCCCUUCCUCUUCUUUCCUUCCCCUUUCUCUGCCAGCCAUUUUUCAAAUACACAUCAAAGAUACCUCACAUGUUGGUAUCUGAUAAUAUCUGUCACUUCUCUUAUCUGAGGAGUGACGUUUUAUUUUUUAAGAUGACUACAGACCUAUUUUUAGAUAUGUUUUCAGUACAGUUUUGAACAGCAACUUUUUAAUCACAUCUUCCAGUGUCAGGAAGGUGAGGAAUGUCUGUAGGCGAGUCUGCUGUCCCCUUUGACCAGCCUUUGUCUCCUGCAGCUCUCUCCUCCCUCUAGUUUUGGGUGUGCAUGUUUGGCAUUUGUAGUGUGUGGCUUGUACAGCUGGACCAUUCUGCUUUGUCGUGGGUUGUACAUGAACACCUCCUUCUUGUCCCUUACCCUGCGCUCUGUCAUUCCCCCUCCCUGGCCGCUCCCCUGACUAUGGACUGGCACAGUAAUCCUGGGAGAGUGACUCCCCGCUCAGAAAGACUAAUGCCUCUGUCCCCUCAUAGAAAGACAAGUAGCCUGGCAAUUCCUAUUUGGAUUCAAUGCCCUGAACCCUCGUAUUAAGAGAUCACAACCCAGGGUGAGGGUAGUAGGCCAACUGGCUAAGAAAGAAAGCUGUUUUUCUUUUGAACUCUGAAAAGAUUCUGUUUGCAAAUACAUUUUAGAUGAGAGAGAGGGUGUGAGAGGGACUUUGUUCUGUUUUCUGCUAUGAAAUGUGAAUAGUUCAGAGUAAGACCUUUUGUGAUGGUUGAUGUCUCUCAGGAAUAAGCUGGACCUCCAAAGUUUUGGAGAUGCUUUCAGUCUCAAAAAUUAAUGAUCAGAAAAGUACGUUAUGUCUAUUUGUUUACUGUAUUCCUAUUCUGAUUAUUAUUAAACUCCAAAUUUGGCUUUACAUUCUCUUGGAAAAUCUCAAAUGGCACUAUAUUUUGCAUAAGAAGCUUGCUCAGGACCUCUUUGUCCCCUGGGAGCAUGAUCCUGUGGGAAUGGAGCUUUUUAUUCCCCACCCCCUAGCCUUGGCGUCCUGUGGAGUCUGGCUCCUGCAGCCAGUGGGUCUGUCAGUGAGCCAGGAGAGCAUCCCCUUCCUGAUCUUCAUCGUUGCGCACGAAAAUUCAGCUCCCUCACCAAACAGUGGGGAGUGGAAUUAAAACAUGACAGCAUGAGUAGUAUUAAGACACCAUUUUUUUUUAUUUUUUCUUUUUUGGCCAUCUUGAGCAAGCUACACAUGGCCGCCUAAUCAGAAGCUACGUUUCUAGGGCUCUUGGGAGUGUCGGCUGCAUGGUACAGCAGCAGCCCAGCCCCUUCGCCUUCCGUGCAAGGGCUUCCUUCUUGCUCAGUGCGCUUCCUGGAGGCCGUUUCUGCCCGAGAUACUUUGACUUCAUAUGUUGAUGUUUUAAAGAUGAUUUCACAAGGCAAAAGAUAAACUUUCAGCAGAUGACACCUUUGGCCAUGCCUCAGAAUUGUUUCCAGGGCAAGCCAGAAUCCAGUAGGUGGUUUACUUCUGGAUGUUUGGAAGGAAAUUGAGAUAAAGCCCAAAAUGAGUUGUCUAUCCUGGCUUUUUCUUGGGGAGGAAACACCCUUAGGGUACCAUUUGAGUGAGAUGGUUCUUAAAAUCUUAGCGUUUUUUUUUUUGUUUUUUUUUUAAUGAGGAAACCAUGUUUCUGUAUUUCUGGGGACAGUACAUCUUCAGCUAAAUGACAUCUUCCUCUAAAUUCCAGCAGGCGACAUGCAUUGUCAUGGUUCUGCCUUCUUUAUAGUGUGGCUUCCUGAGCUCACCACUUCCUCGUUCUGAUUAAAAAGCUACCACAUUCUCAAGGGCACAGUUGUAGGGAAACUGGCUUGUAGGUAUUAGGCUUCCAAGCCUAGAGUUUUGCCCUUCUGCCUCUGUUAUCUAUUGCUGUGUACCUACCCCCGACCUUACAAUCUCAAAGGAACAAAUAUCAUCUCUCAGUUUCUAUAGGUUAGGAAUGCAGAAGCAGCUUAGCGUUGUGGUUCUGGCACUGCAGUCUCAAAGUUGCAGUCAAGAUAUUGUCAGGGUCUGCAGUCAGUCCCUUUCUAAGCUCGUGGUUGUUGGCAGGAUGCCUCAGUUUCUCCCCAUGUGGGUCUCUGUAGGGCAUUGUGCGUGUUCACACACCAUGGCCGCUGGCUUCCCCUGAGUGAGUGAUCUGGGGGGAGGGAGGAUGAGGGGGAAUUUGCAGUGCCUUUUAUUGACAUUCUGAAAGUACACACCUUUACUUCCUUAUUUUAUUCCUAAGAAGCAAACCACUAAGCCCAGCCUGCACUCAAGGGCGGAAUUAGGCCCCACCUACUGAAUGGAGCAUAUCAGAGAAUUUGUGGAUACCGCUUCAUCCCUAACAGGAUGAAACCAAGCCAAUGGCAGUAGGGGUUAGGUUUAAACUAGAUGAUAUGUUGAGAGAGACAUUGCUACUGGAAACAGUUCUCGAAGGUGUGUGUCACCAAACUGGGAUAGAAGAUAGACUUUCUUUCCUGAAAGCUCCCUGCUGAUUUUGAGAGGAGUGGCUGGAUAUGGCAGUUCCCAGAACAUAAUACCUGUACACUUGCCUGACUACCAGCAGCCCGUAGAUGCUGCUUUGUAAGUUCUAGGCUUGGUGUCUCUAAGACUCGAUACCACUUACAUGCUCUCACUCCUGGCCAGGAAUUGACAAAGGGAAGUGGAUCCUUGUAGCCGAUCCACUAAAGCUGACCUAAUCGGAGUCAGGGUUGCCCAGCAAAGGGCGCAAACCCGAAUUAGAUGUUGAGUUGCUGAGCUGAAGGGAGGCUGUACAGGAACGCAUCUUGAGUGGAUUUACACUCUGCCUCUUAGCAGCACUUUCUUGUCUGUAGCCCUGUUUUCUGCAGAGUUCAGAUUCAGGGUGGAAGAGAUGGGAGCGUCUAGACCAGAUCCACCAGAGUUGAUGCCUGACACCUGUUCUUCAGCUACCCCAGCCGAAACCGUCUUGGGUCAGGUUUCACCCGAGAAGCUACUUGUCAAAGUAGGGAACAUCUGGGAAUUAGGAAUGGCUGUGCUUCAUGGUUCCUUUAAGUCCAGUGCACAGGUUAACUCUGGGCUUCCUGGUGGAAGUGGGUUUUCAAAAAACCGGUCUUGUCUUCACCCCUGAGAGAAACUUAGGGGUGAGGCUCGUCAGUUCGGCACAUACAUUCUCAGUGACUGCUGUGUGGCUGGGCUCCCACACCCGCCAAGUCUUUAGAGAGUUCCGACAUCUCAAAUAUGUAGGCUCUUGUGUGGAUUUACACUCUGCUGCUCACCAGCACUUCCUUGUCUGUAGCCCUGCUUGCUUGAGAGUAGGCUUGAAUGAAAGCAUCGCUACUGAGGCAGCUGUGAGUAAAAAGCUAUCUCUUCCAGAAGUAAGGAACUCAUCUUUAAAGCACCUUCAAAUGAAUCUUGCUUUCCUCCUGAUUUUAAAGUGGAGUCAACAUAGACAGUGAUUUAUUUUUGCCGUUUGAGUUCCCAGCUCUUUGGGAUUGUUAGUACUGACCUUCCCAGUUCAGACAUUUCCAUUUCAGUGCAGCCUGCUAAACUGCGUAGGUGUCGCCCCCAGAGCCCAGCACUCAGCCAGUGUGUAUUGAGCGCCUGCUUUGACUCAAGACCACUGGUGUAAGGGCUCGUAUUGACAGCAAUAUCCCAGAAAUUGCACCUUUUUCCCUUCUCCCAUCUUGGAUCCUCAGUGGGGCAUUGAGCGUCUUGGCUGCUGAAGCCCAAGCCCUCAGCCCGUUGCAGUUUCCUUCAAAGAGGAGGCCCAGUGCCUUUAUGUGAGUCAGAGCUUUCCCUUGGCAUGUUUCUGGCCUACAUGCAUACAGGCAGCUAUUUAUUAAUCUGCGAAACCCAAUCACCCACCCAUGGCCUCUGGCAUGGGGCACUAGUUGUUUUGUUUUAAAGAAGCGUUGUUUCUUUGGGAGGGCAGUUUCUGUCUGUGCUUGGGCAGGGGACAUGGUUACCACACAUACGCCCCUGCCCCCGGGCCUGUCCCCCCAUCCCUCUCAGCUUUUAAUGGAAGAAGUCCUAGUUUGACGCAUUGGCUCUCAGUCCUUUAGAAUGCUUGGACCCUGGGGGCGUUUCCUGAUCUAGUAAGGGCUUUCCAGUUUAGUAUUGGAGUUUCCAUGGGGCUAGGUUGCAAAAAUUUUUACUGAAGACUAAAGAUGAUGGAUGUGUAUUUUUUCAAACAAUCAUUUACGUCACCUUUCUCAUGCUCUAGAAUUCUAUUUACAUUUCUUUGGGUUAUUCCUGGCAGUUGAUACAUUUUGGCAAAGCUUAGAUUCAGAAGUCUUACAAGGCCCUCUUCGGAUGGUCGGUGGUUUCUCUCUGCUUAACCUCUGCGUGCGGCCUAGCAGACCACACUGUGUGGACGCCUGAUGGGAAAGACUAUCGUGACGAAGACACAUUCUGGGGUACUUAAACCCCAACCCUGCCACCUUUCUAUCAGCAAGAGGUGCUGCAGAAUCAUUUGGCUACGUUGAAAUUUGCAAAGGGAGCUCUUGUCGGUUCUUAAAACCAGAAUUCUUAAAUCCUUCAAACUUAGAGAAUUCCAUGAAUCUAGCACAGAAUAUCCAUUUUUGCCCCAUUAUAAUCCUGUUCAUCUUAAUCGUAAGAGGGGCGGGGAGCAAAAACCAAGUCCCGGCCAAGGGUAAUUUUCCCUUGGAACUGGGAGAGCAGGGAGGAACCCUGCAGAGACGAGGGGUGCGCUGUGCAGGGAGCCGGCACCAUGCCUGCGCCUGAGGGUGGAGGGGUGGGGCCCAUCUCUUCCCACCGCGGUGAGGAGACCCUGCUACCCAAGGGUAAACCUUAGAGAACGUGGCUUGGAGGGCCUGGUGGACAUACAUAUUCAGAUGUCCAUUUUAAUCAUCUUUAAAAUGUUUUAUAUGUUAAAAAAUGCCCUUCCCAGUCUUAGUGACACCAGUGGCCCAGCUCCAGCCCCAGCCGUUCUGUUCUGAAUGGAAAAGCGGAGACCGCCAGUUCCUGCAUCUUCCCUCCGUCCCGAUCCCUCCUGUCCGCUUCCCUGCCCUGGACGGUGGCAGAGGGCACCCGUGGCAGAGGGCACCGUGCAGCCCUGAGGCAGUCCUGUGUGAUUCUGUGAUCAGUUGUUUUGGGGGUUUUGUUUGUUUCGUUUUUGUCUAACUGUCCUUCCAAACCAGCAGGUGUUUGGAAAAUUAGGGGAAAAAAUAAAUUCUCACCAAUGGUUGCUGUUACAGUUAAAUCAAUAAAGAUCUUGAAUAUUAA
Messenger RNA from Phyllostomus hastatus (greater spear-nosed bat), 7088 nucleotides. It is a transcript of the gene EIF4EBP2, whose product is annotated as eukaryotic translation initiation factor 4E binding protein 2. Gene Ontology annotation, molecular function: eukaryotic initiation factor 4E binding. The transcript has 3 exons. Gene Ontology annotation, biological process: negative regulation of translational initiation. The record is from RefSeq and is a predicted model, not a curated record. Lineage: Eukaryota; Metazoa; Chordata; Mammalia; Chiroptera; Phyllostomidae. Gene Ontology annotation, cellular component: cytoplasm. Bases 338 to 700 code for a protein of 120 amino acids.